This is a messenger RNA of Hordeum vulgare subsp. vulgare (domesticated barley), 1281 nucleotides long. RefSeq names its product gibberellin 2-beta-dioxygenase 5-like. NCBI's taxonomy places the organism in Eukaryota, Viridiplantae, Streptophyta, Magnoliopsida, Poales, Poaceae. Gene Ontology annotation, molecular function: dioxygenase activity. The transcript has a single exon. The coding region runs from base 180 to 1148 and encodes 322 amino acids. The record is from RefSeq and is a predicted model, not a curated record.
CACUUGUCUCCACUCCACCUCAUAUACUGUAUGUAUGUAUGUAUGUAUGUACAGUAUAGUAAACAAAAAGGAAAGGAAAGGUUGUCCCUUUCCCUGCUCCUCUGCUCCUUUGCUCUGCUCCGUCUAGAUCCAUCAAACAAACAAAACUCUUGAUCCAUCACCAGCAGCAGGGGAGAUCCAUGGAUCGUCAACCAGUGGAGUGCGGGCUGGAGGAGGUGGAGCUGCGCGCUGUAGACCUGGAGGCCGAGGAGUCGAUCCUGACGGAGGAGCUGGCGGCGGCGUGCAGGGACCCUGGCGUGUUCCGGCUGGUCAACCAUGGCGUCCCCAGCAACCUCACCGCCCGCCUGUUGGCGCUGGCGCGCGGGCUGCUGGAGCUGGACGCGGCAACCAAGUCCCGGCUGCCCGGCUACUUCUGCGGCACGCCGGCGCUGGCGGCGCUCCCCGUCAAAGAGCCCAACUGGCUCGAGGGGCUCCACGUCGAGGCUGCCGGCGACACUUGUCUUUGUUCUCCAGACGGAGGCAGUGCCGUGGCGGAGUUCAUGGAGGCGGUGAGCGGUGAGUACGUGGCGCACAUGGCGCGGAUCGCCCGGAAGGUGUUCGACACCCUGGCCAGCGGCGAGCUGGGGCUGGACUCAGAGCAGCGGGCGACGUACCUGACGGAGCGCGGCUGCAUCUUCCGUGCGUACCGGUACCCGGCCGCCGCCGCGUCAGGGCAGGUGGGGAUGGAGGCGCACACGGACAGCUCGGUGCUGUCGAUCCUCAACCAGGACACGGUGGGCGGGCUGCAGGUGCUCUACCGUGGUUGUUGGCGCGCGGUGCGGCCGGUGGAAGGCGCGCUGGUGGUGAACGUGGGCGACAUGCUGCAGGCGAUGAGCGGCGACGCGUACCGGAGCCCGGAGCACCGGGUGGUGGCGCCGGCCGGGGCGGACAGGAUGUCGCUCUGCUACUUCGCGUUCCCGGAGGAGGAGGCCGUCAUCGUCGGUGGGCGAUGGCGGGGGCGAAGCAGCAGCGGUGGUGAGCAGAGAGAAACACGUCGGUACCAGGGGUUCAGCUACCGUGAGUUCCGGGAGCAGGUGCAGGCGGACGUCAAGGCCACCGGCUCCAAGGUCGGCCUCGCCAGAUUCCGCGUCGCCGUCGCCCAAUCAUAAUCAUUCCACUUUGAUGUUGCCGUCUGGUCUCUUCUUCUUUUCUUCUUCUUCUUAUCGUAUUUUAGAUAUAUAUGUUUGUAACCGGCCGAGAAGGCAUUUAUUCUAUAUAUAUUUUUGUCGUAUUUUAGAUAUA